AGCAAAGGCUCUGAACUUUGGCUAAAAACAGGCAACAGGCAACUGUCUGAGAAGGACUGAAGCCUUACGAAAAACAUCAGCAACCAUCAGUAGCCGGAAAAGGAGCAACUUCAGUUGACUCCGAUAGAGCUGCAAAAUGCUAUUGAAACAGGAGCUGUCUAUAGAGAAUUUUAAAUUAUCGUACAAGCGUACGAAUGAUUUUGUGGAGUCGAAGUGGUUUCCUGUGCAAAUAGUUAUUGUUUAUCGAGGAUUUUUGGCUUUGGUUUGCUUGACUUGGAUUGCCUAUGCUGCAGCAACAUCACCCAUAAACGUGAAAACCUUCUUUUACCUGACCAACUGGACCUAUACUACUAUAACUACAUACUUUAUCCUGUCCACAACACUCACCAUUCUGCACUAUACUCAAGGAACAAAGAAACACCAGCAUCACCGCUUGAUAAACCAACCUGAGUUAUAUAGUCAAAGAGAAAAGGAACAAGAUACAGACGAUGAAGUAAGCGACGAGGAAAAUAACCUAAAAUGGUACCAUCGUUUUGUGUGGAUUCUCUUAAACAUUUCCUCAAACAUGUCUCUUUGCAUUGUGUCACCAUUUGUUUUUGGACUUUAAUCUACAACGGAAAGACAAUUCAUACCUCGGAUAUCUUUAUUCAUAUUUUGAACUCAAUAUCCAUGGUUCUUGAGGUCGUUCUCAGCUCAGUUCCUCUACGUGUUCUUCAUCUAAUUUAUCCAUUCAUUUUUGGCUUUGUUUAUAYACUAGCAACGGUGUUAUUCUGGCUGUUUAUUGACAAAACUCAUU
Molecule: messenger RNA, 796 nt
Organism: Actinia tenebrosa (Australian red waratah sea anemone)
Lineage: Eukaryota; Metazoa; Cnidaria; Anthozoa; Actiniaria; Actiniidae
Product: protein rolling stone-like
Cellular component (GO): membrane
Source: RefSeq, a predicted model, not a curated record